CAUUAUCUUGUUCAGGAAAAGAAUUCCUACAAAACAUAAAAUUAAUAGAUCAUUAAUCUAAUUAAACAUCUUCUAUCCAUUCUUAUAGGUUUAAAUCCCUGGAAUUGGCAAAUGAAAAUCCGCGUCUCCACAGGGAUUUUCUUGAUCUUUCCGUCUUCUUUUUUCUCUUCUUCUUCUUCCUCUUCCUCUCUUCGCUUCUCUUCCUUCUCUACUUUUCUUUCUGUCUCUCUCCCUUCUCUUUCUCUCUCUCUCUUCUCUGCUUUCCUCUCUCUGGCUCUACGUCUCCUCGUGUCUUACUCCUACUGAUAUGGCGACCACCACCACUAUCGCCGCCACCGACGUCAAUGCCUACGAUUACAUUAUCGUCGGUGGAGGCACCGCAGGCUGCGUUAUUGCCAGUCGGCUGGCCCAGUAUCUGCCCAACAAACGUAUUCUGAUGAUCGAGGCUGGUCCCAGCGAUUUUAUGGAUGAUCGCGUGCUCAAGCUCAAGGAAUGGUUGAGCCUGCUGGGUGGUGAGCUCGACUACGACUAUCCCACCACAGAGCAACCAAUGGGCAACAGCCAUAUCCGUCAUUCGCGUGCCAAAGUCCUGGGUGGAUGCUCCUCGCACAAUACCCUCAUCUCCUUCCGCCCCUUCGAGUAUGACUGCCGCCGCUGGGAGGAGCAGGGUUGCACCGGCUGGUCGUUUGAGACCUUCACCAGGGUCAUCGACAACCUGCGGAACUCCAUCCAGCCCGUCCACAGCCGUCACCGGAACCAGCUGUGUAAGGACUGGGUGCAGGCCUGCUCCACCGCCAUGAACAUCCCCGUCAUCCAUGACUUCAACCACGAGAUCCGCGAAAAGGGCCGUCUCGAGCAGGGCGUCGGCUUCUUCUCCGUCGCCUACAACCCGGACGAUGGCCGCCGCUCCUCUGCCAGCGUCGCCUACAUCCACCCCAUCCUGCGCGGCGACGAGUCUCGCCCGAACCUGACCAUCCUGACCAACGCCUGGGUCUCUCGCGUCAACGUCGACGGCGACGCCGUCACCGGUGUCAACAUCACCCUGCAGUCUGGCGUCCAGCACACCCUCCGUGCCCGCCGGGAGACCAUCCUGUGCGCCGGCGCCGUCGACACCCCGCGCCUGCUGCUGCUGUCCGGCUUGGGCCCGCGCCAGCAGCUGCAGGACCUCGGCAUCCCCCUCGUCCGUGACAUCCCCGGCGUCGGCGAGAAUCUGCUCGACCACCCGGAGAGCAUCAUCAUCUGGGAACUCAACCGCCCCGUCCCCGCCAACCAGACCACCAUGGACUCCGACGCCGGCAUCUUCCUGCGCCGCGAGCUGCCCAACGCCGCCGGCUCCGACGGCCAUGCCGCAGACAUCAUGAUGCACUGCUACCAGAUCCCCUUCUGCCUCAACACCGAACGGCUAGGCUACGACACCCCCACCGACGCCUUCUGCAUGACCCCGAAUAUCCCCCGUCCCCGCUCCCGCGGCCGCAUCUACCUCACCUCCCCGGACCCUACCGUCAAACCAGCCCUGGACUUCCGCUACUUCACCGACCCAGAGGGCUACGACGCCGCCACCAUCGUCGCGGGACUCAAGGCCGCCCGCGAGAUCGCAAAGCAAGCCCCCUUCAAGGACUGGAUCAAACGCGAGGUCGCCCCUGGCCCCGCCGUGAAAACAGACGACCAGCUCUCCGAGUACGGCCGUCGCGUCGCACAUACAGUCUACCACCCGGCCGGAACCACCAAGAUGGGCGAUGUCGCGCGCGACCCGCUCGCCGUCGUCGACCCCUUGCUCAAGAUCCGUGGCCUCAAGGGUGUUCGUAUCGCUGACGCCGGUGUCUUUCCGGAAAUGCCCACUAUUAACCCCAUGGUCACCGUCUUGGCUAUUGGUGAACGCGCUGCCGAGCUGAUUGCCGAAGAGGCAGGCUGGAAACGCGAACAGCCUAGACUGUAGAUGUAAAAGUGAUAUAGAGUAUAUAUUUAUAUAUAUAUAUAUAAAUUCAUUGAUCUGCCU
Penicilliopsis zonata CBS 506.65 is the source of this 1996-nucleotide messenger RNA. RefSeq lists its product as hypothetical. The coding region runs from base 308 to 1936 and encodes 542 amino acids. NCBI's taxonomy places the organism in Eukaryota, Fungi, Ascomycota, Eurotiomycetes, Eurotiales, Aspergillaceae. Gene Ontology annotation, molecular function: oxidoreductase activity, acting on CH-OH group of donors; flavin adenine dinucleotide binding. The record is from RefSeq and is a predicted model, not a curated record. The transcript has 2 exons.